This is a messenger RNA of Athalia rosae (coleseed sawfly), 2458 nucleotides long. It is a transcript of the gene Miga, whose product is annotated as mitoguardin. The record is from RefSeq and is a predicted model, not a curated record. The transcript is spliced from 9 exons. NCBI's taxonomy places the organism in Eukaryota, Metazoa, Arthropoda, Insecta, Hymenoptera, Athaliidae. The coding region runs from base 353 to 1918 and encodes 521 amino acids. Gene Ontology annotation, biological process: mitochondrial fusion.
CUUAACAAUAAGUUUGUCGGCUUGUGCUUGUUCGUGCUGCCGGUCUCGAAAAUUGGUAAUCUUCAGCGAAUCUAUUCUCAUAGUUACAUGGUGAUUGGCCAAAAAAAAUUCCCUUGAAAGUACCUUAACCUUGAGACUGAAGGCUGCGCGAGCCAGGUAAAGGAGCAAAAGUGGUAUUUACCGCACCCGCUGCACAUUUCAUCUUCACGUGUGUUAAUUGAAGGUGUUGAAAGUGAUCAGUCCACCGCGUUCUAUCACCGUCGUCGAAUCCAGGUUCGUCGGAACGGUGUAAUUCAAAUUCCGUGAUAUUGUUGCAUUCACUCGCAGAAACGGCAAAAUAAUAACAUAAUUUAUGACAAUGUCAACGCUCAAUAUACAAGACAUCAUCGGAAGGUUAAACUGCAAGUUGGUUGUUGCAGUGCCGCAGUUCAAUUUAUCCAGAACUCAAAAGAUUGUGAUCGCCUGCCUGACAAGUGGAAUGCUACUGCUAAGUGGACUAGCGCAAUUCCUAAAGCGGCGCCGGAGGCAUUCAGCAUCUUUUGCCAGAAGAUAUCACCGGGAAACCAGGCACAAAUACAUCAACGGCAAGGCUUCAAAUUUGGAUGCUGUAUCCCAAGUGUCUUGGGCAAGGAGAAGUGAGGCGAGUACUCGAAGUCAUGUGAGCGAUCGAGCUUCUCUGAUAUCUUCUGUCCCUGGAGGUCCUAGAGCCGAUGUCAACCUUACUCCGCAACAAUAUGGAGUAUUAGGGCUGGAGGCCCUCGAGCGGGCACUGUACUGUUGGGAGGAUGCCCUCACCGCCUUCAGUUCCUCCUUAAGUUGCGGAGAUGCCCUAGCCUUACCCUCGAAAGCCGACGCUGCAUUCACCCACGACGUCCAGGAGCUCCUCGACCUCGGGUAUCACAUACAGAGCACCGCCGAGCUUCUCUUCAUAGACCAGCACUCGGUGCUUUUUCGAAACGAGAGCGAAGCGGCUAGCGAGGAGAGCCGUAAGCCGUCCGUCUCAGGGACCCGCGCUUCUUCCGGCUACAGAGAAAAACACGAGGCGGCUUCAUCCCCCGAGUCUUUCGAAUCCGCCCGCGACGGGGUAGCGGAUCUUCGAGAGUUUGAAGAAUUCUCAGAGUUUUUCCCACAUUUCGAAAAACAAAAGUUAUACCUCGCAGCACUGAAACAGCACGAAGACAAAGGCAUACCCUGCAGGAGAUUGCACACGGAACUGGUAAAGUGCGGCUCCGACGUCGAAUACCUCGCCAAGGUCCAUUGUCUGCGACAGGCAUUCUCUAAACUAUUCAGCUGGCCCGCCGCUGCAUCCUGGAUGGCAGACAUGGGCCGGCAACUGAUCAGCGACCUCAUCAUCUACGCGGACAGGGAUCCCAAGGAAUAUCUCACCCACUACGAAGCGAUGCUAGAGUUUUUGCAGGACCCGAGUAAACGCGUCAUCAUGCAGGAGGAGCUUACGGGGCGGAACGUCAAGUGCAUCAACUUCUAUGAUGUCCUGAUAGACUUCAUACUCCUCGACGCGUUCGACGAGGUCGAGAAACCUCCGUCCUCGAUAAAGGCGAUACUCCAGAACCGGUGGAUUUCCGCAAGUUUCAGAGAAACGGCUAUCGGUACCGCGGUGUGGUCUGUGCUAAUGGGAAAACGUCAGAUGCUCAAGUACAACAAGGGUUUUCUCGCACAUUUCUACUCCAUUUCCGAGCAGAUAUCCCCUGUUCUUGUCUGGGGUUUUCUUGGGCCGGAGGGUAGCCUUCGCUCCACGUGCUCCUACUUCCGAGAGCAAGUUGUAGAGUUUCUCGUCGAUAUAUUCAACUUCUUCAAAGUGCGAUACACGACCGUCGACGAGCUUGCCGAGGACAUACUCAGGGAAAUGAAAGUCAAGGUCGGUAACAUAAAUCAACGGCUCUCGUUGGAAGAGUGUUAAGGCUAGUGUUCACAUGCUAUACAUAUGUAUGUAUGUAUGUAGUACACGCAAUGAAGGUGCGAAGCUGAGACUUGUUAUCCAGCGAACUUGUACCGGCCUGUCACUGUGUACGGAUAGUCAAAUGCGAGUAGAAGUCUAAAGGAUAUAACCAACGUUUCCAUUGGAACCUUCGUUAUACUUGCAAAUGUUUAGUUCUUUUAUCCUGAUGAAACAGCGCAAUCGUUGGAUAUUUUCAUUUUACAGCAAUGAAGCUUGGUGAAAUUACGCAAUACCUUGAUUAAAGGUUCAUAGGAAAUUCAAUGAUACUAACUUUUGUAACAAAUGCCAGUGUUGUAACGUAGUACUGCCGACUAGCCUGCUGUAUGUCAUUAUCCAAAAAAUUAGCUGCCGAGUAGGGCUUAUUAGAUAGUGUAUUAAUAUUGUAAAUUUUAUGGUAACAGAAGUAAUGUGUGCAGUAUAAAUAAUUCAGAACAAAUAAUUAUGAAUAUUGUAUAAUUAAUUACGAGCCUUUGCGACAGAUAAAAACAUAAUUUUUAUGAA